Messenger RNA from Diorhabda sublineata, 569 nucleotides. RefSeq names its product cuticle protein 64-like. The record is from RefSeq and is a predicted model, not a curated record. The coding region runs from base 15 to 569 and encodes 184 amino acids. Lineage: Eukaryota; Metazoa; Arthropoda; Insecta; Coleoptera; Chrysomelidae. The transcript has 4 exons.
ACCUCACCAACAAAAUGAACUCUUUGUUUGUCGCUAUUUUCGCUACCGUAGCAGUAGCAGCUAGUGCCAGUGGUAUUGGACCAAUAGGAGGUUGGGCUGCACCUGGUUGGGGUGCACCAGGCUGGGGCGCUGCCGGCUGGGGUGCUGGCGGCUGGGGCGCUGCUCCCCUUGGCUGGGGAUAUGGUGGACACGGAGCCGCCCUUGCCGUACCCGCUGUUAGAGUAGUUCAAGCUUCAGGAGUUGUUACAGGAGCUGGUGCUGCCGGACCAUCCGGUGUAGUUACUGGAGCAGGAGCUGCUGGUCCUUCAGGUAUUGUAACUGGUGCAGGAGCUGUUGGACCUACUGGACCUAAUGGUAGAGGUGUAGCUAUCGCCGCUGCCCCUGUAGCUGUCGCUGCUCCCGCUCUAGCUGCUCCAGUACUUGCCGCACGUGCACUUGCUGGUCACGGUGCCGUAAAUGCUGGCCCUGCCGCAUUAGGAGUUCUAGGUGCACCAGCUCUCGGUUGGGGACAUGGAGGUUUCGCUAGAGGGCUAGGUUGGGGAGCCGCUGGAUUGAGAGGUCACUGGUGA